UGUCUGUGACGUCACACAGGUCCGGCCACAGCCCCCCGCCCCUUCGGGGCUCGGCGGUGACCACGCCGGGAACGAGAUGGACAAGCCGUUCAGAAGAACUUGGUGAUCUGAUGGAUUCUGAUACAAGCCCAGGUGCUUUGGAGAGGUCGACUCGCAGAUAAACAAGGGCCUGGCGGUGCCUUCCCGCGAGGACUCUUGAAAGCCAGGGACAUGAGACUCCGCGGAGCAAAGUGAAAAGCCCAGGCCCCGGCCAUGGCUGGUCUGAGGUCCGGCCGGCCCGCCUGCAUCAGGGCAGCGUUUGCUAGCACCAGGGCCGGCUUCCAGAAGAGGUGGAGGAACACACCCCAUCGCUUCAAGGCCAAUCACAAAAAGAAUCACAUGGAGUUAAUUGAAGGUAUCUGGAGAGAGUUUUUAGAUCCUUACGACGGCCAGUCUUCGGAAGAUCCCCCCAGCCAUUCUGUCUACAGUCUCAGCACCUGUUGUCCGGGCGACGUGACCUGUAUUGUGCCUUCACACGCACCGACCUCCAGGAGUCCAGGAGAGGUCCGCGUAGAAGAUCCUCUCGCCUCAAAAAUCCCAGACCGCCUCCUCAAAGCUGCCAGCUGGGGCCCUGCGUCCCCGGAGGCCGACGACGUGGACAUGUGGCCUGUCGAGGCCAGCGGCCCCGAGGCGCCAGGGUGGCCAGCCGGGCCGUCCGGAGCCCCAGAGGACCGGAGAAUGACGGAGGAGGGGUGGCCCAGGGCAGCCGGUCCCCUCCUCCCCACCGCGGAGCCCUCUGAGCCCGGCAGACACACGCAGGGCAGGACCAGAGGGUCCCGGCCGCCUCCCAGACUUGGGAGUGAGAAGGACAAGGGGCCCAAGCUCAUCCUCUUCAAGAGGAAACUGGAACUCUUACUGGCAGAGCCCGAGAAAAGGAAGAGGAAGAAGCAGUAUGUGGCCUAGACCGAGGUGAGCGGAGUUGGCUCGGGAAGGAGGUGCCCGUUGGCCAAAGCCAACGCUGACGGACUUGUAUCAAUGGAACACUUGCCCUUUGCGUGUCUUAAACAAUGAACACCUGGGUGCCCACCUGUUUGCUUACAAACGGGUUUCCGGUGGAGGAAAGGUCCUGUGUGACCCUCGUGGAACCCGCUUCCCGAGUCCGAGCAUUUCUUGACUUUUACUAAAUAUUUAUGCGUUGGUGGAACAAUUUUUUUAAAAAACCCGAAUUCGUGGUACCC
Prionailurus viverrinus (fishing cat) is the source of this 1217-nucleotide messenger RNA. RefSeq lists its product as uncharacterized. The record is from RefSeq and is a predicted model, not a curated record. NCBI's taxonomy places the organism in Eukaryota, Metazoa, Chordata, Mammalia, Carnivora, Felidae. Bases 253 to 942 code for a protein of 229 amino acids. The transcript is spliced from 6 exons.